Molecule: messenger RNA, 291 nt
Organism: Prunus armeniaca (apricot)
Lineage: Eukaryota; Viridiplantae; Streptophyta; Magnoliopsida; Rosales; Rosaceae
Source: the annotation of a GenBank genome assembly
AUGCUUACUGAAAUGGAAGAGAAAGGUUGUCCUCCAAAUGAUUGUACGUAUAACAUAAUUAUUCGAGGGUUUAUCAAUAACAAUGAGACAGUAAGGGUGACAGGACUUAUUCAACAAAUGGUGGAGAAGGGUUUCUCAGCAGAUGCAUGGACUACAGAAUUGAUAGUUGAACUAUUGGGUAAAGAUAAAGUAGAUCCUGCAUUGUUGCCAUUGAUGCAAAAAGAGAAUUAUGAACUGAAUUUGCCUCAGUUAAAGUUGAACAGAUCUUCUGACCAUCCCAAUAAACAUUGA